Messenger RNA from Hevea brasiliensis (rubber tree), 2355 nucleotides. Its product is annotated as LRR receptor-like serine/threonine-protein kinase EFR. The transcript is spliced from 5 exons. Gene Ontology annotation, biological process: protein phosphorylation. The record is from RefSeq and is a predicted model, not a curated record. Gene Ontology annotation, molecular function: protein binding; protein kinase activity; ATP binding. Bases 1 to 2355 code for a protein of 784 amino acids. NCBI's taxonomy places the organism in Eukaryota, Viridiplantae, Streptophyta, Magnoliopsida, Malpighiales, Euphorbiaceae.
AUGGUCAAAUUCCUCGCACCAUAUCUAACUGUUCAAACGUUUGUUUUCUUUGAUUUGUCUAACAACAGUCUUGUAGGGGAAAUCCCUGUGGAGCUUGGUUCCUUACUAAAGCUCCAAGAGAUCUAUUUAGAGGUAAAUAAUUUAAUAGGGACUCUCCCACCAUCUUUCGAGAACCCGUCGCCCCUUGAGAAACUUUAUGCAUAUCAAAAUCUUUUGAAUGGAAAUCUCCCAGAAACUUUAGGCCAAUUGAUGAGUCUAAAGGUUUUAACAAUUUUUGAAAAUGGAUUUUCGGGUACCAUCCCUCCCUCCAUCUUCAAUCUUUCUUCGAUCGAGACUGUAGACUUUCUAUUCGGAAAUGAUCUCACCGGAAGAGUGCCUUCUCUCAACAAGUUGCAUGGGCUUUCAGUAUUUGGGAUUGGUGACAACAAUUUAGGAAGUGGGAAAGCUUAUGACUUGAGAUUUCUUUCCACUUUAACUAACACCACAUAUUUACAGACUCUAGUUAUAAGCUACAACAACCUUGGAGGGGAACUUCCUGAACAUAUCGCCAAAUUUUCAAAGGAGCUCCACAGGUUUGCCACACAACACAAUCAGAUAUCUGGAAACAUCCCAGUUGGAAUACAGGUUCUUGUUAACUUGGAAGCUUUCUAUGCAGACAGGAACAAACUCUCAGGUACGAUUCCUUCUGGCAUUGGACAACUUCAAAAUCUAAAAUUACUUCGCCUUGAAAUAAAUAAGUUAUCGGGAUAUAUUCCAUUAUCUCUGGGAAACCUGACAAAUUUACUUGAAAUUUUUUUAUCUAAAAUCAAUCUUCAAGGUACCAUCCCUUCAAGUCUAGGCAGUUGGAAAAAAUUGAUCACACUAGAUUUUUCUGCAAACAAUCAUAGUGGUCCCAUACCCCCACAAGUUAUUGGACUUUCCUCCUUAUCAAAAGGACUUGAUUUGUCUCAGAAUAAUUUGUCUGGUUCCCUUCCAAAAGAAGUAGAAAAUUUGAAAAAUCUAGGAAUCCUUGACCUUCAUGCGAACAUGUUGUCAGGGGAGAUUCCCAGUGGCCUUAGCAGUUGUAUAAGUCUAGAAUUGCUAUUCAUGGGUGCCAACUUGUUCCAAGGAUCCAUUCCUCCCUCUUUUAGUUCAUUACGUGGCAUUAGAGAGUUAAAUCUUUCUCAUAAUAAUUUGUCAGGCAAGAUUCCAGAAUUUCUAAAGAGCUUCAACUCAAUACAGCUUUUGGAUUUAUCUUAUAAUGACUUUGAGGGCAUGGUACCAGUAGAAGGAGUUUUCAAGAAUUCUAGUGCUACCUUUGUGGCAGGAAAUAAAAAUCUAUGUGGUGGCAUGCCUGAUUUUGGGCUACCUGUGUGCAAGUUUGAACAAUCAAAGAGGAGACUAACUACAAAAUUAAAGAUCAUAAUUUCCGUGUUUAGUGGGGUAAUAAGCGUUGCACUUUUGCUUAUAUCUUUGCUUCUUUGGCGCCAUUCAAGAAAGAGAAAAGGAGAAUCUGCAUCACUGUUUGACGGAAAUCCAUUAUUGAAGUUGUCUUAUCAAAGUCUGCUCAAAGCCACUAAUGGAUUCUCUUCAGAUAAUUUGAUUGGUAUUGGUAGCUUUGGAUCUGUAUAUAAAGGUAUUCUUGAUCAACAAGGAAUGGUGCCAAGGACUUUAAAUGUUAUCCAAAGAUUGAAUAUUGCCAUUGACGUUGCUUCUGCACUUGAGUAUCUUCACUAUCAUUGUGGAACACCAAUUGUUCAUUGUGAUCUAAAACCAAGUAAUGUCCUUCUCGAUGAAGAAAUGAUUAGACAUAUAAGUGAUUUUGGGUUAGUAAAGUUCUUUUCUGUUGGAAUGCUUGACUAUUCAAUGAAUCAAUCUAGUUCACUUGGAAUAAGAGGAACUGUUGGAUAUUGUCCUCCAGAGUAUGGUCUGGGAAGUGAAGUAUCAACACACGGUGACAUAUUUAGUUUUGGCAUACUCUUAUUGGAGAUGUUCACAGGAAAGAGGCCGAAUGAUGACAUGCUCAAAGAGAAUUUGAGCCUUCACAGUUUUGCCAAAAGAGUUUUGCCAGAAGAAGCGAAAGAUAUUAUAGAUCCCAACCUUUUUCAAAUGCAACUCAUUGCGGAUGCAACAUCAAAUCACAAUCACAAUUCUAAGAAUACGAGUAACAAUACAUUUAUUGAAUGCUCGAUUUCAGUCUUAGAAAUUGGAGUCUCUUGUUCUGUGGAAUCACCACAAGAACGCAUGAAUAUUAGUGAUGUUGUUGCCCAGCUCUCUUCUCUUAGAAACAAAUUUAUCGGAAGUCAAUUACCAAGGAAGAGACAAAAUAUAGGUACACUUCAAGUGGCAGCUAAUGCUAUUCUUUCAUUGAAAUGA